CAACACCCACCAGGAGUCGAGAUAACCAUCCCAGCAAUGGACGCCUCCCAACGAAGACAACAAUUCGAAAUGCUCGAUGAGCCGGACGAGAACCAGGCCGGCGGACGCCCACAGCAACAGAACAUGAACAGCAUUAGCAAGAAGCAAACCUGGCUUGUGCUUGGAGGGUCUGCUAUUCUACAACUGCCAAUCUGGGGCUUCGCAAUGACCUUCGGAAUCUUCCAAGAAAACUACGCUCACUCUUCAACCCUCCCCUUCCACUCCACCUCCGCCUCUGGCAUAAUCGGCAUGUUAACCAACGGUGUCAUGUACCUCCUCAUGCCCUUCCUCUUCACUCUCCUCGACCGAGGCCGCUUCUCACCCUAUCGCCGUCUCGUCGCCACAAUCGGAACAAUCAUUUCAGCCCUCGCUUUCCUCCUAUCAUCCUUCAGCACAGAACUCUGGCAUCUAAUCCUCACCCAAGGAAUCCUCGCCGCGCUAGGCAACACAUUGGUAUACAGCCCAACAACCCUCUACCUCGAUGAAUUCUUCCCAUCUGAAGGACGAGCUACUGCGUAUGGAGCUAUCCUAUCAAGCAAGAACAUUGCCGGUUCUGGUUGUCCGUUGAUGUUCUCCGCUAUGCUCACGCACUGGGGAUUUCGUUGGACGUUGAGGGCUUGGGCCUUGAUCGUUCUGGUCACUGGUGGGGUCGGCCUGGCCAUCAUGCCGAAACGGCCUUCUGCUUUCAGGAGAGGGGCACAAGCUCAGCAGAAAGUUCCUUGGACGUUUCUUCGUCAUCGGACAUUUUAUGUCUAUGCUAUUGCGAACGCGAUAUUUUCUUCUGGUUACGGAAUUCCGCAAACAUACCUUUCUUCGUAUGCCAAGGAGAUUUUGGGACUGUCAACGCUGUCGUCCAGCUUGAUGAUCACGCUUUUCAAUGCUCCGGGGAUCAUCUCCUGCGUGGGCUUCGGACUGCUGUUUGAUCGAUUGAACGUUUCUGCGGGAACGAAUACUUUCAUCUCAGCUUUUGGAUCCGCAAGCUGUGCACUGUUCUUGUGGGGCCUAGCAUCCAAUCGAAUCCCGGCUGUGCUGAUAUGCUUCUCCUUGUUCUAUGGUUUCUUCGCCGGAGGCUACAGUUCCACAUGGGGAGGCUGGAUCAAAGAAAUGGAGAGUGAAGCUACAAACAAUAACGAGGCGAUCAAUACCGGUAUGCUGUACGGUCUACUCAAUGGUGCGAGAGGUGUGGGGUAUGUUGUAAGUGGCGUGGCUGGAGUGGAGUUACUGAAGAGCGGAGGCGUUACGGAUGCUGAGAGAUGGGGUUAUGGGACGAGAUAUGGGGGUCUGAUCUUGUUCACAGGCCUCAGUUGCGUUAUUGGUGGAUGGAGUGUGGUCUGGCGCGGAUGGAACUUAGCGACAAAGUCGCUCUCUGCUUGAUGAUAUGGGCUGCAUCCGUGCUUGUCCUUGCUCACAGUACCUGGAAUAUAUCUCUUUCGUCAGAGAGGUCAACACCGGACCUUUGUUUCUCUGCAGCAAUACAGGAC
Molecule: messenger RNA, 1520 nt
Organism: Cercospora beticola
Lineage: Eukaryota; Fungi; Ascomycota; Dothideomycetes; Mycosphaerellales; Mycosphaerellaceae
Biological process (GO): transmembrane transport
Cellular component (GO): membrane
Molecular function (GO): transmembrane transporter activity
Source: RefSeq, a predicted model, not a curated record